Pipistrellus kuhlii (Kuhl's pipistrelle) is the source of this 918-nucleotide messenger RNA. It is a transcript of the gene ATOX1, whose product is annotated as antioxidant 1 copper chaperone. The transcript has 4 exons. Gene Ontology annotation, biological process: copper ion transport. The record is from RefSeq and is a predicted model, not a curated record. Bases 109 to 318 code for a protein of 69 amino acids. Gene Ontology annotation, molecular function: copper chaperone activity; metal ion binding. NCBI's taxonomy places the organism in Eukaryota, Metazoa, Chordata, Mammalia, Chiroptera, Vespertilionidae. Gene Ontology annotation, cellular component: cytosol.
GGCCUGGCCUGCGGGCGGCUGCCCAGCACGCUCGCCCGGAAGCUCAGCAGCGCCAGCGGACAGAACCCAGAGAAGCGUCCACGCCGCCGCCCACCGACACCCUCGGUCAUGCCGAAGCACGAGUUCUGUGUAGAGAUGACUUGUGAAGGCUGUUCUAACGCUGUCGCUCGGGUCCUCAACAAGCUAGGAGGAGUUGAGUUUGAGAUCGACCUGCCCAACAAGAAGGUUGUCAUCGACUCUGAGCACAGCGUGGACACUCUGCUGGAGACGCUGAAGAAAACAGGGAAGACUGUUAACUACAUCGGCCCCAAAGAGUGAGGGCCUGGGCCCCCAGCCCACAGGAUGGACCAGAGUGGGCAGGAGACAGUGGACUGGCCCCGAGACACUAAGCCAUGCUCCGAGGUCAGCACAUCUGUAUUCGGUCUGUUUUCACCACUUAAUGACGUGACCUUGGGAAAGUCACCGAUUCCUUUGUGCAACUCAGUUUCCUCAUCUGUAAACCGGGAUCAUAACGAUCGCGAUCCCAGGUGACUACCUCGACUGAAGAGCCAUCGCCUGCCUCCAGCUUGAUGGUGGCAUUCCAUGCAUCAAGUUUGAAAACAGAAACGUUCAAAUCUCGAUCCGUUCAACCCUGGCAAACUGAAAAGUAAAAAUGGAACCUCGGGCGUCUAGUGGGAGGUGAGCGGUUGUUGUUCGGGACGUGGCCCUCUGGUGGCAUUCUCCUUUAAUUGGUGCCAGUCUCUUGAAAAGCCCAAGUCUGUAAUUUCUGGGGUGUGUCCCUCCAAGCUGCUUUUAGAAUGCGUUAGGGGCGGUGGCCACAUAGUUUGAGUGGACGUUUCCCAUCUGCUUCCUGCGAGGGGAAGGUCUGCGAAGCUCAUGACCGCCCAGGGCAGCCUUGAAAUAAAACAUCAAAGCCUC